Molecule: messenger RNA, 7044 nt
Organism: Porites lobata
Lineage: Eukaryota; Metazoa; Cnidaria; Anthozoa; Scleractinia; Poritidae
Source: the annotation of a GenBank genome assembly
AAUGAAGAGCGAACGAUGCCGAAGCACGUCGCUUACGGCCCAUCACUUCUUUACUUUGCUUAAUUUUGUUGUUUUACUGAUCGCUGCAACCUCGCUCUUCUGUAAUAUGUAUCUGCUUCGAAGAGAAAUCGAGUCUGUGAAGACCGAUGUUCGUCCACUGUUGGAGAGACACAAGGAAAUGUCUUCGCGGCAAUCUGCAGACAUAGUUUUCAGGUCGCGGAAUAUUCGUCAGUUGGAUGAAGGAGGGGGAGGCCAUGGAAUGAUGAGUGUAGCCCCUAGCCCAAAUGACACAGGGAACGGUCAUGGCGGAAUGAUGACGGUAGCGCCUGGGCCGGAUGACGGAGGAGGUAGUCAUGGCGGAAUGAUAACUGUAGCCCUUAGACCUGAUGGCCGAGGAGGAGGACAUGGGGGAAUGACGACAUCAGCCCCUGCACCAGAUGAAGGAGGAGGCGGUCAUGGGGGAAUGAUGACUGUAGCCCCCGGACCUGAUGGCGGAGGGGGAGAUCAUGAGGGACUGACGACAUCAGCCCCCCCACCAGAUGAAGGAGGGGGUGGUCAUGGCGGAAUGAUGACUGUAGCUCCUGGACCAGAUGACGGGGGAGGUGGUCAUGGCGGAAUGAUGACUGUAGCCGCCGGACCUGAUGGCGGAGGGGGAGGUCAUGGGCUGAUGACGGCCGCCACCGGCUCACAUAACCAAGGAGCCAGUGCGAUUACUGAACCUCCACAAGCAAGAGAGCAACGAAGCAGUACUACUGGGCUGCCAGGAAGGGAAACUACAACGCAGGGGGCUGAUCAAACGACGGUGACUGCCCCAAAUGCUGGACUGAAUCAACCGAGCACUGCCAAGCCGACUGUAGGUAAGUGAAGGGAUUAAACAACAGAAAUCUAUGAACUCCUGACCAGUAAUGCGCAAACUAUAAUACGCAACGUGUUGAGACAUGGUUUUAUUGACCGCCACUGCAGGGGGCUUGGGGAGGGGGAGUAUGUCCAUUUUGCACGAUUAAAUUGUAGUAAACAAGUGUUUUUUUGUGAUACGAGACAAAGAUACCUUUCCGCAGCUGCUGUGUUGGAGAGAAUAAUUGACUACAAAGAGAGUGAUUCGCAUUGCCUUUCAGAAUAAACACAACUGUAUUUGAUCUGAUCCAAGGCGGUAAACAUUCAUAAACGAUCAGCGAGACGAAAAGCAUAAAUCCUCAAUAAAAUCACAUGCAAAUGUUCUUGACGUGUUCUCGACGUAACAAUUCUGACACGUGACCGCUGACCGGAAAAUCUUAGAAGUAUCUAAAUGUCCGUUCUGCUUUCCAAACUAUUUGACAACUUUAAUUCGUAUUAAUUUAACUACCAAAAAAAUGCGUUAUAUGUUGUGAAUUUGUUUCUAGAUCCAGUGGGUAAGGAGCAGGCGCCGGUAACAAGCGAAGGAAUGAACAAAACAAUUGAGCUGUAUUUAGCAGAGUACGCGAGGAAACACCUUGGUAAGCCAUGCACUAACCAGUGCACCGAAUUCAAAUUUCCCCGACUUUUUUUAAUUUCGCCAUAGCUCGAAUGACCAAACAUCUAUUGAACGAAACGGCUUGUAAAUUAAUGGCAAUUAAGCACUAGAGACGACUCAGAGAAAUGUUAUUUUACCGAGAGCUCCUAAUCGAUCUAUGAGAUUCCCUAAAAGCGGACCUAUUGUUUUGCUCAACUACUGCAGUAGGAGAUAUAGGGCAUGGGCCACCAAGGUCCCCAUCUUAUUUUCAUGCAAAACUGAAGCCCUCAAUCCAGGAUCCCACCCCACCUCCCCCGCCCCUCUUAUCUUGGGAUGAAUGGGUCCCCAACUUACGUCAUGAGUGCAUGGAAUAACUUAUGGUAUUCGAUGCUUUCUCUUGACAAUCCUUGAAUAUCGCACUCAAGGCAAACCAGUCAAAUUAAAGUAUUAUGAACAUGUAUGAUUACGAUGUUUGCUAUCUCGUUUUUAGGGCCCAUGUUUGUGCCUGGUGCCACUGCACCUGAUGAAAAUCCUCUGAAGUCAUUUGUUGAUCAGUCAGUGUCAACUGCUCUAAUCAAAUACUUUGAAGACAAGGGGGACCCAGGUAUUCAAGUCAAUAAUAGUCCCAAAAGUGUUUCAACGCUUAGAACAAACUGCGCCAUCCCUAGUAAGAAACUUGCACGGAAACGGAAUUUCAGGAGAUUGACGAUCGUUUUGCGACUUUAUUACUCUAUUUUUUAUUUUCAUUUCUAUUUUUUCUGAACUUUCCAAGUGCAUGCACAGGUGAAGAAUGAGCCAAUGUUAUAAAGGAGCCCAUCACCUACUGACGUUACCAGAAAUGCGUUAAUCGCAAAAAACUCGUGAUAUGUAAUAGACUAGCAGUAAGAACAAGGGGAAAAAAGCCAAGGGAAAGCCAAAACAAAACGAAAAAAUAUACAAGAAAGAAAACAACAUCUUAGCCAAGAGUCGAACCUGGACCGGGCGUCUCCCUUCGUCGCUCUCGGUCUCGCGCCCAUACAUAUUUCUUUCCCCUGCUCUUCUGAACGCCUGCAACGCAGGCUAUAGAACUGUGAAUAACAGGUCACUUAAAAAAUAACUAAAAACUUGCAGGCUAAAAGCUCAACUAUUCUGUAAAGCUUACAUAGAUCCGUUCACAGGUUUAGACGUGUCAUGCUGGCUUGGCUAUAGUUUUCUACACAAACCUCCAACAGUACACUUAAAUGGUCCAAAACGUUUGUUUCUCUUUGAGUUACCUACUUAACACUGUCAUUUUCUCUUUGUAGACGUUCAAACAAUCCCAGGUCCUCCUGGACCCCAAGGUCUUCAAGGUCCUGCGGGUCCCCCAGGGAUACAAGGUCCUCCGGGUAUUCCGGGGGCAUCUGGUCCUGCUGGUGCAGCAGGAUACCCCGGAGCAUCAGGUUCUCCCGGACCUCCCGGAGCCCCUGGUGCCGCUGGAAAUACCGGCCCACCAGGACCUCCGGGACGUCGUGGCUUACGUGGUCUUCCUGGACCCCCUGGACCUCCUGGUACUGGGGGAACAACACCAGUGGUUCAGCCAAGGCAGCCAAAUCAAGGAUCUCAAGAGCCUGUGCAAAAAGGACCAUCCUUAGAAGGAUUUUGUAAGUUGAUGUUUGAUAUGUUGUUUACUAUUUUGAAGUGUUAUUUGAAGUUCGAUUUGAAAUCACACAAAGUAUGAUUUCUGACCAAACCUGCGCGACACGAAGUUCGAUUACCACUUUUUUACAGGCAUUUUGACAUCGCAGAAUUCAGGAAGUAAGGCAAUAUUUUAUACCCCCGAGCAAGCUCUCCGGGGCGCUAGCUAAAUAUUUUAUUGAUCAAGUAGCCGGUUUAUCGGAAAAGUGGCAACAAAAAGGUUUUUUGAAACAGAAAUGGUGCGAUAUAGAGCAAAAAUGGAGUGAUUUAAAUCAGAUUGAUGUGAUUAGUACAUGAAUUAUGUGAGUUAGAACAGAUGUGAUUUAGAGCAAAAAAUAGUUUGAUUCGUGAAUAAAUCACAUUGCUGAGAGCCAAUCAGACUGCAGUUAUAACCAGUCAUUUCAAAAUUUGUAUAAUAAAGUAUAAUAUGGUCAACUUCCGAUGUAAAGAAUUGAAACUGAUUUGUGUUGCUUUUCAAUUUUCACUUCUUAUUUUAGCCAAACCCAACAUUACUACUAGGCCAAAACAACCUGACCCAGCCACAAAAGGAGAUAUGAUACAGCUGCAAUGUUUGGCUCAUGGCACUCCAAAACCGGAAAUUAUCUGGAUAAAGAAGAAUAGCGGAAGAGCUGUCAUCGGAAGUAACUUUAUUCUGGAGUCCGCUCUCCCAGAGGACUCUGGGAUAUGGACGUGCAGGGCGAGUAACUUAAUGGGUACUGACACCGCUGAUGUUGAGAUCGUCGUCGCAAGUGAGUGGUUUUACAUACAAGUUAGGACUAGUUUUCAUCCUGAAUUUUUUUUAAAAGGUGAAGUUAGGCGUCGGCCCAUUGACCCACCAGCUUGUUGAGAUAUACAUAGUUGUACUCUCGUUUUUUUUUUUGUGCUUACAAUGAAGAUGAAAAGAGAGCUUGCUUAUACUGAAUAGGCACUCUUCAUUUUUUUUUUCUAAUAAUAAUGCAAUUCGCUUGUUUUAAUCAAAACGAACGAAAGUGGCAACGAGCAACAUUUGACUGCACCAGCAAUUGUCUUGACUGAACUUGUGAAUAAACUGCAUCCUGAGGGCCACUCUGAAUCUUGCUAUCGAUGCAGCUUGAUGGAGGCUCCUUCUUCUUCAUAAUGAACAUUUUCUGUUCAUUGUUUUUUUUACUGUUGUUUUUAGCGGAACCUAAGUUUACCAUCGCCCCAGUUCCCAAGAUAACGGCUUUUACGGAACAAGUCACAGAAAUUAAAUGUGCCGUGGAAGGUUUUCCGACACCAAAAAUCGAGUGGCGUCGCCAAGGAAACAAGGAACUUCCGCGCGGAAGACACUACAUUUACAAUAACAACCUUUUCUUGCGUAAUCCAAUCAAGGAGGAUGAAGACAUUUACAUGUGUCACGCGGAAACUCCAGUCGGGUCUGUGAUGGGCGGUACAGAAGUCACGGUUCUAACGUAUGGUGAGUGCGCCUUUUUGCUACCUUUUUCAUAAUUGUAGCCUUAAUACACAUUGCAAUAAACAUCCAUACAAAAAUUAGGAAAAAAAAAAAGAGUUAAGCAUUCAUCAGAAAAUCAUCAAGUGAGUUAUCAUUUCACACAUUUUUAAAUGAUCUAACAGAGGCCCACGAGGUAAAUAACCAGAUACCUGCUGCACAGUCAUAAAUAAUUAUUAUAGCUGUUGUGUGAAGUACUACGGCUGACACAAGCAGUUAUUACUGAGAGAUUAAGAAUCACGUUUAUGCCAAAUAACAAAAGUAAAUUUGUACCACGUGACUUAAUUGUCGCUUUCUGUUUAUUACUUCGUUUACUCAACAAUAAGUUGUUUCACACCAGUUUCAUCCAUAAGAAUUGUCCUCGACAGUUCUUAUUUUCUAUUCUGAGAAAUUCUCGUCUUGAAUCUGACGUUUUCCUUUUCAAGUUGCCGUAAACGUGACUCUUAAGCUUUCUGCGGGAGGAGAAGUUAAGAGCGGGAUAGAGACGCAUUAAUUACCGCAUCCAAUGAAACUCAUAAUACGCCUGCCUACAGCUGACUCUACGCUGUCAUCAGUUCAAGUCGAGUUAGAAGUGACGUUUUAUAUGCAGAAUUUUGUUAUUAUUCCUCCUCCUCCUCCUGUCUAUUCUAUAUUAGAGACCUUUAGAUGCGAGGACAAGAACGACUACCAGUACGAGAUUUGACUGGAAGUUUUUUCGCGGACGUACUCUCAAAAAAUGGACACCCCGAAAAGCUUCUUUGGUACCUUUUUGAUUCACCAAAAAAGUUCGCACUGUUAUCUUUAUUGAAGGAGAUUACGUCCUCUUCCGAUUGCAAAAUGACAAAAGUACUAACAUUUGAUAACUUGUUUCCGCUACUACGACAUUCUCACCAAGACUCGUAGAAGAAUGACGACGGCUAACACGUUUUCCCGCCAAAAUGACGCUAGUUCACGCACACGCACUGCUUACUGCCGAGAAAAUCCCCUGCUCUUAGUCGUUCUCUUUUGAGAAUCUAAAGGCCUCUAAUCUCUGAAUGACUCCUAUAUAAAAAUAUUCACUGCAAAAGGGGUGUAUUCAUCAUUCAGAAACUUAAAUCUUUAUUUCCUGGGAUUGUUUUUAGAGCCUGUGCAAGUUGUUUCUGUCCCAAAAAGUGUAGUAACAGUUAAAGAUUAUGAUGCCCCUUUGCGCGUCAACUGCUCUGCUAGAGGCGUUCCUCAACCGAACAUCACGUGGUAUAAAGACGGCGUCGCCAUGCCGACAAGAACAAUUAUUGACGGUGAUGAAGUUAUUGCAGAAUUGAACCUGGAGCGCCUGAGGCCUUCUGAACAAGGCGACUACAAAUGCGUUGGUUUUACGUCAUUGCGUCCAGAGGAUCCUUUCUCGUACACUACAAAAAUUCGUAAGUAUUCCAUUUUCCAUUGUUUUUGUACAUAAGAAUAUGUUGAGAUAAGACAAAGAAAAAAAUAAAUAUAUUUAGUAAAAUCCAACCAGUGAUCUAUUAUCAAUGCUGCGUUCUGAUUGGUUCAGCUACUACUAGGCUAUAUGGUAUAGCCCACUAGUAGCGAAAAGCGCCGGCUUUGAAAACCAAAACAAUGGCGCUAAAUCGCGUUUUGCUUGCUAAAGUUGUUUUGUCUCGAUAUUUUUGACCAACUAGUUGGAUUUUUUUUCUUGAGCCCAUUCGGGUUCGAGGAAUAAUUGUUAAAUAUUUAAACUAGGAAAAAAAAAACACAAAAAAACAACAACAACAAAAACAAGAAAACUAACACAGAGGCAGAUAAUGUUGAGUCUCCUCCUCACUGACAGGUUUACCUUGGCUUACUCAAUAUCUGGAAUGAAAUCGAUAGUACAUAUAUAUGACAACUCUUAACUCUUAAGUGCAAACUAAAAAGGAACAUCUCUAGUACUCGUGUCUGGCGUUUAGCUAUUCCAUUUAUUGUUCUAGUUUAGACUUGCUGUGUAAAAGCGUGGUUGUUUUCUUGUAUAACAGGUGUAACAAAAUUGUUUUAUUAUUAUUAUUAUUAUAUUUAUUUACGUUGUUGUAUAGCGAGGGUGUAGGCUCUUAAACUUUCUUGUUUUUUUUUUAUUAUUAUUAUUUUAAUUAAGAUCCAGAAACAGGCUAGUUUUCAGGUAAAAAAAAAAGGCGUGAGGAAGACUUCUUUGAUUGUCAAUGUGCGCUCACUAAAUCUACAGCUGAGAUUUUUUUUCUUGUAUUUCUUAUCAUUGGUUGUUUGUUUGUGUGUUUGUUUGUUUUUCAUCCACAAAGAGCUCAAACAGUGCCGUGAACUAGCAAACCCGGUGGACGGUUACAAAAUAUCUGACGGCGAAGGUUCCCCUGUGGUGGGUAGUAUCGUGCGCUUUGCUUGUAAUCCUGGAUGUAUGUUAUACGGAUCGUCUGCGAGGGUAUGUGGCAAAAAUGGCCGAUGGAGCGGAACUCAGCCUUACUGUAAGUUUGGAAACAUGAUUGGGGAAAAAUAG